GUCAUAGCAGACACGUUUCUCUACGUCGCGUGUCGUAGCCGUUUGACGGUAUGUGGAAAGUAGCAAUGUCGGAGGAGGUUGGGAAGGCGCUACAGUCUGUAGUGGAUCGGGUGAAACAGGCGGCGGCACGGCGGCCCAAGACACUGCCAGCUGUGCCGCCCCGCCUCGUAGCUGUCAGCAAGACAAAACCACCAGAGAUGGUUGUGGAGGCCUACAGACAAGGGCAGCGCAACUUUGGAGAAAAUUACGUUAAUGAACUUGUGGACAAAGCUUCAGAUCCUCUGAUUUUAGAAUCAUGUCCCGAAAUCAAGUGGCACUUCAUCGGCCACCUACAGAAGAAUAAUGUCAACAAACUUCUGGGCGUGCCAAACCUGUUCCUCGUUGAGACGGUUGACUCGGCGAAACUGGCCGACAAGGUCAACAGCUCAUGGCAGCGGCUCAGGGGAGCCAGCAUGCAGAGGUUAAAGGUCAUGGUGCAGAUCAACACCAGCGGAGAACAGAGUAAACAUGGCCUGCCCCCGGAGGAGACGGUGAACACAGUGAAACACAUCGUGUCCCAGUGUUCUGCCCUUCACUUCUCAGGACUCAUGACCAUCGGGCGCUAUGGCUACAACCUCACCCUGGGUCCCAACCCGGACUUUCAAAUGCUGCUGAGUCGGAGGCAGGAGGUGUGUGACAGUCUGAAGCUGCCUCUGGAGGAGGUGGAGCUCAGCAUGGGUAUGUCCACAGACUUUGAACAUGCGAUCGAGGUUGGCGCCACCAACGUGCGAGUGGGCAGCAUCAUAUUCGGCAACAGGGAGUAUCCUAACAGCGCGGCAAACACUCCAAAUCCCAGUCCAGCUCCCAGUCCAGCUCCCAGCCCAGAGAAAACAUCCAAGGUGGUGUCUGAAGAGGCUGCCAAGAAGAUGACACAUCUCACUGUGUCCGAACACUAAGAAGAAGCUUCUCCUCCUCUGAAAUACCUUUAAGAAAAUUUAAUGAACAGAUCAGUGAAGCAGAUCAUUUCCACAGAGCCACGUGGCAUUAGGAUUGCAAAAAUUCUUGCAUAAUUUUAAAGUGUAUUUGCCUAAUUCUCUUCACUUUUUGGUGUGCCCUUCUUGCUCUUUUAAGCACUAAAAAGUGGCGUUCGCUACAGAAAUAGUUCAACCGUUUUUUAAAAAGUAAUGUGUUACUAACCUGUAGUGCUCCGACUUCCUCUUUGUGGAAAUCUCUCCUACAAGAUUACUGGAUACACCACAAAUGUACAACCACAUGAAAACAUGACGACAAAUGGAAAAUGAUUUCUCUCGAGUUAUGAGGUAGUGAAGAUUUGUUGUGCUGAUGUGAUAUUUUCUACCUUUCCAACCCAACGUGCUGAAAUGUGCUUGACUGUGUACAGUGUCCCGGAGGUCAGGAACUCCAGACUACAAUGUACCGUUUUUGUUGUACAGAUGAAACAAAGACUUGAUUUAAUAAAUCAUUUAUCCCUUUAUAAUGACACAUAGUAUUGUGCGUUUGAUAUUGUUUCGUACGGUGUGCCAGACGUGUCAAAACUUUAUUAUUGAUAUUAACAAAUUAACAAAAGAGUAAACCUGGAGAAAAUGUUUUGUUUCUGUGUACUAGUGUUGUGUCUGUGCCAUGGUACAUUAUUGGAGAUGAAAGAGUCGACCUAUGCAAAGUGGUGAUCUUGUUUCAGCGUAUGUUUUCAACUAGAUUUUUUACACUGCAGCUAUGAUGGUGUCGCAGUGUUUCUUCAAAGAUGUCACAAGGUCAGUAUGUUUUUGUCUCCAUGAAAAGUGCGAUCAAUGUCAGUGAUAUAAAAGAAAAAAAAGCUCAAUCAACUUGUGGUUAGACGUGGUUGCUGUCUGAACGAGGCGUCUGAGCGUUGUUCAGUUUGGAAUCUGGCUCUGAGCAAAGCCGAAGCAAUAAAUUUUACUGUGGAAAAUA
This is a messenger RNA of Seriola dumerili (greater amberjack), 1926 nucleotides long. RefSeq names its product pyridoxal phosphate binding protein (gene plpbp). Gene Ontology annotation, cellular component: intracellular anatomical structure. The record is from RefSeq and is a predicted model, not a curated record. Gene Ontology annotation, molecular function: pyridoxal phosphate binding. The transcript is spliced from 8 exons. Lineage: Eukaryota; Metazoa; Chordata; Actinopteri; Carangiformes; Carangidae. Bases 51 to 935 code for a protein of 294 amino acids.